Guillardia theta CCMP2712 is the source of this 1405-nucleotide messenger RNA. RefSeq lists its product as hypothetical. Bases 1 to 1347 code for a protein of 448 amino acids. NCBI's taxonomy places the organism in Eukaryota, Cryptophyceae, Pyrenomonadales, Geminigeraceae. The transcript has a single exon. The record is from RefSeq and is a predicted model, not a curated record.
AUGUCCCAACCGUACCAAGGUUUCCUAGACGCGAUGAACCUGAAUGUGACAUCGCUCUGCAUGAUAGAGCAGGAGACUCCUCAGAUCCGGGCUCUUCCCAUAGGAGUGAGGAAACGCCUUCAGAUGGUCAGGGGGGACCUUGACAGGGAGGCCCGUCACAGGCCCUCCACAGACAACAUGCAGAUUCCUGUGAAAGUUCGGGAAUACCUGGACGCCCUGCCCCUUGGCGUACGGGUUCAUCUUCACUCGCUGUCAGGUUCUGUGGAGGAGUUGUGCCGGGAAAGCAAGAGCUCCGAAGUUGCUAAGGCUCCUGUUGUUGUCAAAGAUGAGAACCAGGAGAAGGAGAUCGAGAAACUUAAGAAGAAGCUGAAGGAGAAAGCAGCUGAGAACGCUUCCUUGAUCUCAAAGUUGGACGACAAAGACAAGAAGCUGGCGCAAUCGAUCAAGGACAACGAGGCGAAGAGUCAGGAGAUCAAGGAUCUUCAUCACGUUGUGGAGAACGUCUCCCGCAACUUCCAGACUCUGAAGGACACCCUCGUCCAGAAAGAGUCCGAGCUAAGGGCUUGUCACGAUGAGAUCAAGGCAAAGAAAGACAUCAUCCACAAGCUUGAAUCGAAGAUUCGGCACCAUGAGAAGACCAUCGCGAAGCUUCAGAACCUUGAGAACUUCCAUGUUGAGCGAAGAAUACCGCUCUACAAGAAGGCCGCGGCGUUCAAGAGGCUUGUCGCCGGGCUGCACGAAGAGCAGAGGGAACGCGUGAGGGAGGAGCGUGCUGGUGCGAUGAGCUGCAGGAAGGAGAAACUGCGGUCUCUUGUGCGAUGGAAGCAGUGCUUCAUGGACAGCAGGGCGGAGGAGCUGGAUGAGGUUUCUUCACGCUACAAGGAGAUCCGAGCGAAGAUGUCGAGGAUCGCUAACGAGCUAGUGCCCCUUGGAGCUUUCAUCUCCUCCUCCUCCUCCUCCUCCCCUUCGAUUCGCAGGUCUUUCGAGCGCUCGAUGAUCAGCCUGCGUGAGGGAUUCAUGGACGUGAGCAAGUACCCUCCACGCACAGCGGGCGAGGAGGAAGAGAAGGCAUCUCCUCCUUCCUACCGGCGUCCUGGACGCUCUCAGCAAGCUGACUACCUGCUCAACGACUCAGAGAAUCAGCUUGCCAACUGCAUGACGCCUACAGGAAAGCUAGGUUCCCCCCUGCCCUCUCCUGGGGAUCUCCACCACACGCCCAUCGCCACAGACCGAACGCGGGAGAUCGUUCAGAGUCCGCAGUCGAAGGAGAAGACGUCAGUACAGAGGAAUGUGCCCAAGGACCUGAUCCGCUGGCUGCAGCGAGGAAACUUGUCGUCUACUCAAUGACAGCAGGGACUUGGGCUGUUGGGUUGUUGGUUGAUGAAGUAAAUAUGACACGAACGUG